This is a messenger RNA of Populus nigra (black poplar), 3083 nucleotides long. RefSeq lists its product as uncharacterized. Bases 139 to 2772 code for a protein of 877 amino acids. Gene Ontology annotation, molecular function: ATP binding; 3'-5' DNA helicase activity; four-way junction helicase activity. Gene Ontology annotation, biological process: double-strand break repair via homologous recombination; DNA replication. The record is from RefSeq and is a predicted model, not a curated record. Gene Ontology annotation, cellular component: cytoplasm; chromosome; nucleus. Lineage: Eukaryota; Viridiplantae; Streptophyta; Magnoliopsida; Malpighiales; Salicaceae. The transcript has 20 exons.
GCCAACCAAGAUGGCAAGAGAAGAAAGAGCGGGAAAAAGAGAGAGAGAGAGAGAGAGAGACUACAAGAGCAGGGCAUUAGCAGAUGUGUGUGAUUUCUCGUACCAGAAACCACACAGCGUAGCACAUCACGGCAAGCAAUGUUAUCCACACUCAAGCAAUACUUUGGGUAUGCGAAUUUCAGGGCUUACCAGAAGGAGGUGAUCGACCAGAUUCUGGACAAGAGGGACUGUUUAGCGGUCAUGGCCACUGGCAGCGGAAAGUCUUUAUGCUACCAGGUUCCUCCUUUGCUUCUUGAAAAGACUGCCAUAGUCAUAAGCCCCCUUAUUUCUUUGAUGCAAGAUCAGGUUAUGAGUUUGAAACAACGCGGAAUCAGAGCUGAGUUUCUUGGAAGUGCUCAGACUGAUGGUUCCGUCCAUACCAAAGCUCAGACUGGUCAUUUUCAUUUAUUGUUCAUGACACCUGAAAAGGCUUGCUCCACCCCUCUCAGCUUCUGGUUGAAAUUGCUAGAGGCAGGAAUUUGUCUCUUUGCUGUUGAUGAAGCUCAUUGCAUCUCAGAGUGGGGCCAUGAUUUCAGGGUGGAAUACAAGCAGUUAGGCAAGUUACGUGAUGUUCUUUUGGAAGUUCCAUUUGUUGCGUUAACUGCAACUGCUACUGAAAAGGUUAGAAUUGACAUCAUCAAUUCUUUGAAGAUGAACAAUCCUUAUGUUGCUGUUGGCUCAUUUGAUCGUAAAAAUCUCUUCUACGGUGUCAAACAUUUCAAUCGCAGUCUUCAAUUUGUGGAUGAGCUUGUGCAAGAAAUAUCAAAAUAUGCAAGGAAGGCCGGGUCAACUAUUAUUUACUGUACAACAAUAAAAGAUGUUGAGCAGAUUCACAAGUCACUGAAAGAGGCAGGAAUUAAGACUGGAAUAUAUCAUGGUCAAAUGAGCAGCAAAGCUCGUGAGGAGUCCCACAGAUCGUUUGUAAGAGAUGAACUGCUGGUCAUGGUUGCUACUAUUGCCUUUGGCAUGGGCAUUGAUAAGCCAAACGUAAGGCAGGUGAUACAUUAUGGUUGUCCAAAGAGUAUAGAAUCUUAUUAUCAGGAAAGUGGGCGAUGUGGGAGAGAUGGUAUUCCUUCUGUCUGUUGGCUAUAUUAUACAAGAGCUGACUUUGCAAAAGCUGAUUUCUAUUGUGGAGGAUUAAGAACAGAAAAUCAAAGAAGGGCUGUUAUGGAGUCAUUGAUGGCUGCGCAACACUACUGCUCACUAACCACAUGCAGAAGAAAGUUCUUGCUCAGUUAUUUCGGGGAAAAAUUUUCAGCUGAGAAAUGUGGAAAUUGUGAUAACUGCAUGGUCUCAAAGAGGGAGCGUGACAUGUCUAAGGAAUCAUUUCUUUUAAUGUCUUGCAUUCAAUCAUGUGAGGGUAACUGGGGCCUCAAUAUGCCUGUAGAUGUUCUUCGUGGAUCCAGGGCAAAAAAAAUUCUUAAUGCUCAUUUUGACAAGCUACCAUUUCAUGGACUUGGGAAAGACUACUCGUCAAAUUGGUGGAAAUCACUGGCUUACCAAUUAAUUUCUCACGGUUAUCUGAUGGAGACUUUUAGAGAUACAUAUAAAUUUGUAAGAGUAAGUCCAAAAGGGAAGCAAUAUAUUCAGUCUGCUAGACCUGAUCACCAACCAGCUCUAAUAUUAUCAUUGACUGAUGAAAUGGUUGAGGAUGAAGAACAACAAUGCACAACAGGCGGGGUUGGAGAGUUGAAUAGCAUGGCAACUUUAGAAUGUGAACAAUUGUCAGAGGCUGAAGCACGAAUCUUUCACAUGCUUUUGGAUGAGAGAACCAAGCUUGCUAAAAGCAUUGGGACUGCUCCAUAUGCUGUAUGUGGUGAUCAAACAAUAAAAAAAAUUGCUUUGGUGAGACCAUCUACCAAAGCAAGGUUGGCAAACAUUGAUGGUGUCAACCAGCAUCUUGUUGUGAGACAUGGCGAUUAUCUUCUUCAAACUAUUAGGGAUCUGUCACAAGAACUUAACCUUUCCUUGGACGGGGGAGCAAACUUGCAGACUGCUAAUACGAGAAAAGCCAAUCAAGUACCAAAUCACAAGAUAUUAACCCCAGCUAAGUUAGAUGCUUGGAAAAUGUGGCAUGAAAAUGGUCUACCAAUUCAAAAAAUCGCGAAUUUCCCUGGUAGAUCAGCUCCUAUAAAAGAAGGAACUGUAGUUGAAUAUCUUCUAGAAGCUGCACAAGGAGGACUCCAGAUUGAAUGGACUAGAUUGUGCGGUGAAGUUGGACUUUCACGUGAAAGAUUGUCAGAAAUUGAGGGUGCAAUCUCAAAGGUUGGCUCUAGGGAAAAGUUGAAGCCCAUUAAAGAUGAAUUACCAGAAGAUAUAAGCUACGCACACAUCAAGAUCUGUCUGGCAAUGCAAAACUGUGGGUUUUCACCUGAAGUGACUCCACCUAGCCACCUUGACACAUCGAAGGCUGAUGAAUUUGUGGAAAGUGAGUCUGGAAUGGUUUCCACUGUUACCAGCUGCUUGGACACGGUUCAUGAGGUUGAAAUAUCAGUCAAGAUUAUGGCUACUCAUUGUUGCUCAGAUCAUAAUGAAGAAACUUCCUCCCUUAUGGUCAGAAUUGCACAGGACCAAGAGGUUCAUCCUAUCAAUGAUGCAAAUGUACUUUCCCCAAGGAAACGUCAAAAGGUAGAUAUACCUGAAGAAAGCUCAACUGCAUUGGAAGCUACGGAGAGUUCCAUACUGGAUUGGCUCAAGAAGUAUGAUGAAGGGAUGUGUUGCAGGUUUUCAUGAGAGAUAUUUUGGAGCAUUUCAACGGGUCCAAAGAGGAAUUGGUGAUUGAUUUACUAAGUAGCCUUGAAAGCGACUUCGUAAUAUUUAAGAAGAAUGAUCUGUAUAUGCUUUUGUAAUGAUGAGAUAAAUCAAGAUUGCUGGCACUAAUUUGGAUGUAUUUUCAUUUUGUUUAGACUUUUACCAUGUAGCUUUUUUAUGAGCUUUAAGUUGUCAUGAAACAUGAAUCAGUUAAGAACAUCAUCAGCAGCUGGAGUGUUGUCUUCAGGCGCAGAGUUCAUUUUCCAACUGAAAAUUGUUCAUUGAUUAUUGAA